Myotis brandtii (Brandt's bat) is the source of this 977-nucleotide messenger RNA. RefSeq names its product chromosome unknown open reading frame, human C12orf73 (gene CUNH12orf73). Gene Ontology annotation, biological process: mitochondrial respiratory chain complex III assembly. NCBI's taxonomy places the organism in Eukaryota, Metazoa, Chordata, Mammalia, Chiroptera, Vespertilionidae. The coding region runs from base 497 to 958 and encodes 153 amino acids. The transcript has 3 exons. Gene Ontology annotation, cellular component: mitochondrion. The record is from RefSeq and is a predicted model, not a curated record.
UGAUAGAUAUGUUCAUUAUUUUGAUUGUAAGAAUGGUUACAUAGGUAUACACAUGGGUAAAACCUCAUCAAAUCGUAUGCUUUAAAUGUGUGCUUUAUGUCAAAUAGACCUCCUUAAUUGUUUAAAAAGUGAGUGUAUCAUGAUUCACCUUAUACAUACAACUCAUAAUCUUCCCGUAUUGUCUUGCAUUAACCUUUUGCUUCACAUAAGUCAACCCAUAACCAAAGCACAACCUAAAAAUGCGUAAAUAUUGUCCAUUUCGGGUUCCCUAUCUUCCAGUAGCACCACAGCACGAGGGCAUCGCUAGCUGCCUCGGUGUGGCUGUUUCAGUAUCCAAGGACGCCGGGCACCAGGAGACAGGCUUCUGACUGCACUCACGCGAGGGUGACCCCCGCCUAAGCACUCGCUGCUCAGCGUGCCGGUCUCCCCUGGCCUGUGAAAGGUGGUUAAUGGAACGCGAGCCGUUUGCGCAUGUGCGCAUGUCACAGGACAAGCGAUGCCGCACUACAGCCAGAGCGACCCCACGUCUCCACGUCCGCCAGGGAAACCCUACUGUAGGGAGAGGGACGAAGGGAGACAAAAGCCGGAGCCGGAAAGUUCUGGGAAUCGGUUUAGAAAACAUUUCUGGUUCCGGCCCGAAGUCCCACUUCCGUCCGGGUCACGUGCGCGGCCGUGUUCCCUGCUUUCCCGUCCGGCGGGGCUCCAGUCCCUGUACUUUCCGUCCUGUCCGCAGGCCGUCCGCUCCGGCUCCGGAAGCCCCUUCCGCCCGUGCUCUGAGCCGCUGCGGGGCCGUGCCCUCCGCCCACUGACCAUGCCCGCGGGCGUGCCCUGGACCACCUACCUGAAGAUGUUCACCGCCAGCCUCCUGGCCAUGUUCGCGGGGUCCCAAGUGGUGCACAGACAAUACCUGAAAUCCCACCAAAGCCUGGAGAACUCAAAACGGAGCUUUUGGGACUGAAAGAGAGGCAACACAACCC